UUGAGAAAAACUAGUGGGGAUUUGUGACGAGAUGAAAAUGGCGGCGGAUGGCUGACCGCCGACUUUAUCGGAUAUUAUACAUAUAAACCUGCGAUUUAAACCAGUGUUCUCUGUCGAUUUUUUACAGAACUUAAUGUCAUUUAAUAUAACCCGAUUUUAAGGAUUUUCUAGAAAACUCUUUGGUUGAUUGGAGUUUUCCAAAAGACAAAGCGGAAAGUUCCCUUGAAAAUAAUAGAUUGCUCGCUGUCUGCCGUUGCAUUUUAAACUUGGACGUUCUGUGUUCGUUUUAGUUUAGCUAACAGUUUGUUGUUCAGCAUAAUAAAAUGUGUGUGAACUACUUGCCGCAAAUAACCCAGGACUGGUAACCCCCCCUCAGCCCCCUAAAACUAGCCAGACAAGUGUGUCUAAAUGGUAUGUAUAGUAUUGAAUCAAUAGUAAGAUACACUAUAGCUAACGUUAGCUAUAACACGCUAACCGUCAUAUAAUGAACCACACUGCUAUCCCAAAUACAAUAUUGGCGCGAUAAAGACAAACUAAAGAUAGCUAAUCCCAUUCUCUCGGUAGGGUUUUGUUUUGGUGAUCGACAACAAUGUUUCCCUUUAGUGGGGGAUAGAUAGCCAAAGAUGCUAGCCUCAUUACUAUUUCACUAGCUAUGUCCUAGUGGUGAUUAUCUAGCUGUAAAUAACAUAACGUUACAAUGUGUAAACGCUCUUUAUUUAUACGGUGUUUUUAAUCAAAUCAAUGUAUUAACUUGGCUACGUUGACUGUUUUAGAUGUAGUUUGUCAGAUUUGAAGGCCUAUUUUAACCCGCAAGUGACAGUGGACAUAACUUAAACAUUACACUACUAGAAAUGAGCUAAUUUAGCUCUGUCAAGUAAAUAGAUAACGAGUUAAGCUACAUUUCCAAUCACGAUCUAGUUGUGCGAACUUCAACCGGUGUUCAGCAGCUUGACAGCGCAGUCAGUCAGGUACCCACGUGUAUCGGCGAACCGCCUACCAAAUAAGCAGUCCACUGUCUCAAGUGACAGUCAUAAAAAAAUGGAAGAUACUCGUCGACCACGAUUCAGCAAACGACUGCGGUCGGGCACGCGGCGGCGCUACCAUGACGAUGGUAUCUCGGACGACGAGAUCGAAGGGAAGAGGACCUUUGACCUGGAGGAGAAGUUGAGGAGCGAGAGGUUCACCUCAGACAGGGUCAAACGCAUGGAGGGGAAAGACCUCACGUUUGAGUACAUCCAAAGAGGUGGGUUGAGGGACCCGAUCAUCUUUGAGAAGCCAGACGGACUGGGCAUCAAGAUGCCAGAUCCAGACUUCAGUGUGAACGACGUGAAGAUAUUUGUCGGCAGCAGGCGUAUGAUCGACGUGAUGGAUGUAAGCACUCAGAAGGGUAUAGAGAUGUCUAUGGCCCAGUGGAGACGUUACUACGAGACGCCCCCCUCCCAAAGGGACAAACUCUACAACGUCAUCAGCCUGGAGUUUAGCCACACCAAGCUGGAGAACCUGGUCCAGAGGCCCGCAUCGGUGGACAUCAUAGACUGGGUGGACAACAUGUGGCCUCGGCACCUAAAGGAGAGACAGAGAGACUCCACCAAUUCCAUCACAGACAUGCAGUACCCCAAAGUGCAGAAGUACUGUCUAAUGAGUGUUCAGGGCUGCUAUACAGACUUCCACAUAGACUUCGGAGGUUCCUCAGUCUGGUACCACAUACUGCGGGGAGGCAAGGUGUUCUGGCUGAUCCCGCCCACGCCUCAGAACCUGGAGCUGUAUGAGGACUGGGUGUUGUCAGGGAAACAGGGAGACAUCUUCCUGGGAGACAAGGCCCAGGACUGUCAGAGGAUAGAGCUGAAGCAGGGCUACACCUUCAUGAUCCCCUCAGGUUGGAUCCAUGCGGUCUACACUCCAGUGGACACCCUGGUGUUUGGGGGAAACUUCCUCCACAGCUUCAACAUCCCCAUGCAACUCAACAUCUACAGCAUCGAGGACAGGACACGGGUACCAGCUAAGUUCCGCUACCCGUUCUACUAUGAGAUGUGUUGGUACGUGUUGGAGAGAUACCUCUUCAGUCUGACCAACACCUCCUACCUCACACCUGAGUUCCAGAAACACUCCCUGGGCAUCGGUCUGAUGAGAGACCCCUCCACCUGCGAGUCAGUCAACGGCCACACCCAGGAGGAGGCAGAGGAGGAUGAAGAGGAGGCUCCCCCAACCCGGGGCUCUAUGCCUGGGGUGAAGGUUCACCUGACGCCCUUCGAGUUGGAGGGGCUGUGGAACCUGCUGGGGAAGCUGGAGUCUCUGCCCUCACAGAAGAACUGUGUCCCGGCAGGCAUACACAAUGCUCCCGCACUGCUGCACGACAUCAGGGCCCUGCUGAAGGAGCAUGCUAAUGACAUCCCCAAACUGUCCUACACUGGAAAGCCCAUCGUCAAGUGGCCCAAGAGGCCGUCGUGGUACCAGCCCCCUCCCCCUCCUCCCCCGGUGGCUCGUCCCAAGCUGUCCGCCACGGUGGUGACCCCGCGACCCCAGAAGCCCGCCUCCUCCAUGUCCGUGCUGCGGCGGCGGCGUGUCCGGUGUAAGCGCUGCGAGGCGUGCGUCAGGACGGAGUGCGGGGACUGUAACUUCUGCAGGGACAUGAAGAAGUUCGGAGGGCCGGGGAAACUCAAACAGACCUGCGUGCUCCGACAGUGUCUGGCGCCGGGUCUGCCCCUGUCAGUGGUGUGUGAGAUCUGUGGAGAGGGGAACCAGGAGGGAGGAGAGGGGCCUGUCUUCGCCCUCACCCUCAUGGAGUGUUCCAACUGUGCCCAGAUAGCCCACCCCGCCUGCCUCAAGGUAACAGGGGAUGGUGUGGUGAAUACAGAUCUGCCCAGCUGCUGGGAGUGUCCCAAAUGUGUUCUGGGAAUCACCGACACAGAGGUGAAAGGGGACAAGAAUAAAAUGUUACACGCGAAACGCAAGUCUUCUUCGUUUCUCGACGGCCGCAUCGCCAAGAUCUACCGUCGCCGCGGUCACAGCCGAGACGACGACGACUCGGGCAGCGACGACGAUGAUGAUGAUGAUGAUGACGAUGAUGAUGAUGGCUCCAGGGGCGGAGGAGGAGGCGCGGGACGGAAGAUGUCCGGGCCACACCCCCGCGGCAGUGGCUCCGCCUCUCGGAGAGGCUACGGGACUGGGAGGCGGGGCAUUUGGAGAGGCUCCUCCCACAGAGGGGCGGGCCGCGGGAGCGGGCUGGCCCCUCACUCCUCCCUUAAGAUGAGGCGCGGCAGAGGAGGGCUGGGGGUGGGGCGAGGUGACAGAGAGGGGGGGCGCAGGGAGAGGGGCGGGAGAGUGCGCCUCCGGGGCGGCACCAGGAUGCAGAGACGCAGGGACGAGUCAGAGGAGGACGAUGAUGAUGACGAUGAUGAUGAUGACGAUGAUGAAGAUGACGACAGCGAGGAAGAUCAGCAGCAUCAUCGCCACCGGCAACGCCGUAGGCGGAGGAGAACGGAGGACGAGGAAGACGAUGAUGAAGAAGAGGAAGACAGCUCGGCCCGGGACCUGGAGGGGGAGGAUGAGGAGAUGGACGACGUGGACGAUGAAGACGAGGAUGAGGAAGAAGACUCCGAACCAGAGCCUCCCGUCCUCUUGGUGUCUGACCUUAACGACGACCUCCUAAACGGCUCGUACCUGACAGUGACCCUACAGCGCCCCCCCAGGGCGAAACGCCACCCGGGCUCCAUCGUGCCCAAGCUGGAGGCCGCCAUGUCUCCCAGAACCCACGGCGGCGGUCCAGGUUACAUCCAGCGUAAAAACCUUGGGAAGACGCGGCACAAAAAUGGCACGGGCGCCGCCGGCAACGGCCUGGCCCAGCCCGCCAAGAAUCCAGUCGGCCGGCCGCCUCGUCACCGUAUCAACAAUCCCCACGGCGACACAGCAGACAGGGAGAGAGAGAGGGACACUGCCUCUCUGUCCUCCUCUGACUCCUCCGCCUCCCCCACCCCUCCUCCCCACUCCUCCCACUCUCCUUCCUCGCUCCUGUCGCUGCCCUCCUUCAAGGAUGUAGGAAACGAGAAGGGAGGGGAGAAGGAGGUGUGGGUGGCGGUGUUCCGUUACCUGCGCAGAGCCGAGCUGGCUAGCUGUAUGACUGUCUGUAAGGCCUGGUACAAAUGGAGUUGUGACAAGCGUCUGUGGAGUGGUGUGGAUGUGUCGCGGUGUCCCUCCCUCUCCUCCCAGGCCCUGCAGGGCAUCAUCAAACGCCAGCCCACCUCCCUGGACCUCUCCUGGACCCCCGUGUCCAAGAAACAGAUCACCCUGCUCAUACACCGCCUGCCAGGUCUGAAGGAGUUGAUGAUAGCAGGUUGCUCCUGGUCGUCCAUGUCAGCCCUGUCCACCCCCAGCCUGCCGUGCCUCCGUACCCUGGACCUGCGCUGGGCAGAGGGGGUCAAAGACACCCAGAUCAGGGACCUGGUCACACCACCAGGUUGUGACAGUCGGUCUCGGCUGCGUGGCUGUGUGGUGCUGCGUCUAGCCGGCCUGGACAUCAGUGACUCCACCCUGAGGCUGAUCCUCAGACACAUGCCCCUGCUAGAGAGGCUGGACCUGGCCCACUGCAGAGACCUCACUGACCAGUCCGUCUGCCUGCUCACCGCCGCCGGCACACACACACGCAACACACUCACCGAGAUCAACCUCGCAGGCUGUAACAAGCUGACGGAUGGCUGUCUGGCGUACCUGAAGAGGGCGUCUGGCCUGGCGCUGCUAGACCUGCGGGGCUGUAAAGGUGUGUCGCGGCGGGGCUGCGAGGGCUUCAUCUCAGACCUCUCUCACUGCGUCCUGUUCUGUAUGACAGAGGAGAAACUCAUCCAGAGGAUAUCGUAAAAAACCAAUAUCGUACCCCCAACACCGUACCCCUACGCAAGGGGCACGUAGAGACCCCCACACCAGCCAGCAAGGCAGGGGGGCGAGAGGGGGAGCACGGGAGCAGCAAACACCCCUCCCUCGAAACGGAGAACAAGCGCUCCAGAAAAAGGAGGAUGGGCAAAAAAGGUGAAAAGAGGACGUUCACACUCCUCACUUAGGAAGGAAGACAUGGAGAGGGAGAGAGGGGGGGGUGGAGGAAGGAGAGGGUAGAAUGUGCUGUUGCAGCAUCAUGUGUUUAUUAGGAGGGUUAGGAGUGAUAUGAACAGCACAGAGACACUUGUUAGUGUUGUUCACCAGGGGUUCACGCUACAGGGCUGAGAAUGGGAACCCUAUGGGUUGAAUGUGGGUGUUUGUAUGGUCUCACAAAGCUGUGGAGAUGAACUAGAGUGAAUCGGGGUUUAGAUUUGGGAGGGGGUUGAGAGGGAAGGGGACUGGAGAAGACUCAGACUUGACUGGAGUGUCCCACUAGGUCUGGACUCUAUACCUAGCUUUCCAACACAUCCUUGGACUCCUUGGAAAACCGAGCCGUUGGGACUCUGAAGCACAGAAGAGGGGAUGGUGGUGAUAUGCAUUUAGGAGGACAAACGAGUGCCAACCCUUUUCUAGAAAAUCCCCCCCGUUUCAGCUCUCAUCCUCAAAUGCAUCGUCUCCCCCCUCCUCCAUCCCUCUCCUUCUUUUUCCUCCAUCCUCACCUCUCCGUUCAAUACGCUCACAGCCAUGAAAACCGUACUGUAUCUCUCAUUAGUCGCAUCCCAAAUGAUACCCUAUUCCCCAUAUAGUACACUACUUUUGACCAGGUCCCUGGUCAAAAGUAGUACACUAUAUAGGGAAUAGGGUGCCAUUUGGGACGAAUACAUAGUUUCUUCAGUUUUACUUGACUCCCCUUUCUCACUACCAGCCACUACAGGUCUUAAAACGUUGUCGUUUCUUUGAAUUCCCUCAUUUGACAGAAUAUUUUCCUCCUCCUGUCAUUUGUCUUUCCUUUGUCAGUCUUUUUACAGGUGUAAAGUUUUGUUCAUCCCACUGUCUCUGUCCCCCAUAAUGUUGUUGUUAAUAAUGUUGAACCGGAGGGCUCUUGGGAUGCAUCCCAAAUGUCACCCUUUUCCCAAUAUAGUGCACUACUUUUGAAAAGUAGUGCACUAUAUAGGGAAUAGGAUACCAUUUGGGACAUAGACCUUCUCUUGGUGAAUUGUUUUGGUUGCCCUACUGCAGUCUCAAUGGGACUGUAACAUGCCUGUAGCAUUGCAAUCAAUUAUAUAUUAUUUUCUUAAAUGUUUUGCAGAAAUUGUUUUUUGUUCAUUUGUGGUUUUUACAAGAAAAUAAUAUCAAAUUAAAACAAGAAAAAC
Coregonus clupeaformis (lake whitefish) is the source of this 6239-nucleotide messenger RNA. RefSeq names its product lysine (K)-specific demethylase 2Aa (gene kdm2aa). Gene Ontology annotation, molecular function: histone demethylase activity; transcription coregulator activity; DNA binding. Bases 1039 to 4851 code for a protein of 1270 amino acids. The transcript has 21 exons. Gene Ontology annotation, biological process: regulation of transcription by RNA polymerase II; protein demethylation. Lineage: Eukaryota; Metazoa; Chordata; Actinopteri; Salmoniformes; Salmonidae. The record is from RefSeq and is a predicted model, not a curated record.